AUGAACGGCGGCUGUGGAUUGGCUGGCGGCCGCGAGAGCCCUUUGGCACUGCCGUGCCCGGCCCGGCGCGGUGUAGGGAACUGCCGGGCGGCGAGGGGUGUGAACGGCCGGGCCAUGUCGGCGGCGGAGGGCGGCUGGGACGGCAACCGGCGCGGGGACGGGCCCGGGCCGCCCGGGGGGCUCCUCAACCGCUUCGUGCAGCUGCCGCGCAGGCCCCAGCUCGCAGGUUACAGAGCCCCGCCAGCAAGGAGCGGCCAUCGGUGCGUAGCAGACAAUGCCAACCUGUAUGUGUUUGGAGGGUAUAAUCCAGACUAUGAUGAGUCUGGAGGGCCAGAGAAUGAAGACUACCCACUGUUCAGGGAGCUUUGGCGCUACAACUUUGCCACGGGCACAUGGCAUCAAAUGGGCACAGAAGGCUACAUGCCCAGGGAACUCGCCUCCAUGUCACUUGUAUUGCAUGGUAACAACCUGCUGGUGUUUGGCGGCACUGGGAUCCCGUUCGGUGAGAGUAACGGCAACGACGUUCAUGUCUGCAAUGUGAAGUACAAGCGAUGGGCCCUACUCAGCUGUCGAGGGAAGAAACCGAAUCGCAUAUAUGGACAGGCAAUGGCCAUCAUUAAUGGAUCUCUGUAUGUCUUUGGAGGAACAACUGGCUACAUUUACAGCACGGAUCUCCAUAAAUUAGACCUUAACACCAGGGAAUGGAUACAACUGAAACCAAACAACAUGUCCUGCGACAUGCCGGAGGAGAGGUAUAGACAUGAAAUCGCACAUGAUGGCCAAAGAAUUUAUAUCUUGGGAGGUGGAACUUCCUGGACAGCUUAUUCCUUAGAUAAGAUCCAUGCGUACAACCUUGAAACAAACACCUGGGAGGAAAUUGCAACAAAACCCCAUGAAAAAAUAGGUUUCCCAGCAGCUAGAAGAUGCCACAGUUGUGUACAAAUAAAAAAUGAUGUGUUCGUCUGUGGCGGCUACAAUGGAGAAGUGAUCUUGGGAGACAUCUGGCAGCUGAACUUGCAGACGUUCCAGUGGGUGAAGCUCCCAGCUGUCAUGCCCGAACCAGUCUAUUUUCACUGCGCUGCCGUUACACCAGCUGGCUGCAUGUACGUCCACGGCGGGGUAGUCAACAUCCACGAGAACAAACGGACUGGCUCCUUAUUUAAGAUGUGGCUGGUGGUACCCAGUCUGCUGGAACUGUCAUGGGAAAAGCUGCUGGGCUACUUCCCUCAUCUAGCAAAGUUCUCCAGGUCUCAGCUCUUGCACCUGGGACUCACACAGGGACUCAUCGAGCGGUUGAAAUGAGACCUUGCUUGUUCGCCCUCUGCCCUAGAAACACUAACAGAGAGAGGCCGUUCCCCUCCCCUCUCUAUUUAUGGGUACCACAGAUGAAGACGGGCCAAGAAGACGUGAGGAUGUGCUUGAUGCUUCGCUCGGCAAAUCUCUCGGAUGCCUUGUCUGCAAACUCUUAUUUUAAGUGGAUUGAAACUGGCCUUUUAUUUAUGGAUCUGUGUAAAUCCACCAGGAAUGAAGAUGCUUUUCCCGAUUCAUUUGUCGUGUUGCAGCCACUAGGAUGCUUUUUGCAUAAUGCUUGUAGCCUCGUUGGGGGUGGGGGAGGGGCUUAGGAAACGCCGCGGCUUACGCGCUUACCCAUGGUGUUUUUUAACUUAUUGUUUCUUGAGACAUAUUUAACCAAGCAGAGGACAGGAACCGCUGCAGUGCAACCGCAUCCUGAAGGAACAGUCGCAGUCCGUGCCCUUGGCUUCUGGUGGCAUUCGGCCUCCUAACACCGGAACUGGCCUUGCCUCUGCGAAAUGUCCACCCCCGUCUUCCCCAAAGACUUGCAUGUGUUACAGGCAUGUCCUCAUCCUCUUCUGAGUUCUAGGAGAUGACUGGAGCAUUGCAGUAGAGGCAGGGAACGGAGAUCGUCCACGCUGCUUUUGAACUCCCACAGCUGUUUGUAGUGGCGUUGAGGAAGGGUAAUUGCUCCUUCUCUUUUCAUGUUGAAACAUCAGCUUAGCAGGGAGUGGGGAAGCUAGAGAUUCCUGCUUGUGCAGAUGACUGCAAAGUUCUCUUGGUGGCUGGGAAGGGGUGGUGUGUUCUUAGGAAACUUAACCAUAUGGAUUUUAACACCCAUGUAACCUAAGUGUUUUCCUGCCCUUGGUGGCCAGGACAUGGUCCAGCUGUGCCAACUUUGCAGCAGUUGCCUGUCUUUUCCCCUUCAGCGUUGGAUUUUUCUCUUAGUAGCUUGUCAGUUGCCUGUUUUACUCAGCUGUGGGUUUUUGAUGACCCGCUCCCGUGCAUGUCCAUUUUCUGAAGAGCUGGAAAAUCAGCGCAUCUACCUUCCCGGGAAAUGUAAUGCUGUUUUCAAAAUUGGUGGGGAGAGAUAUUGUUUGUCCUUUGCUGUGAAUCGUGUUUGCCUUCCUCCAAAUUCAGGAAAGGAAGAAACAUUGCUCUUCUGGGUCUCUUGUUCCAACCUCACCGUGAAACCUGGCUCUAGAGAAUGCAAAUGCCCGGCCCUCGAAACUGGAGCACCUGAGUUUGGCGGAUCCUGGGUUUGAACAAAACAAUUUUCGACCAUUUUUAAGUGCCUUUUUAAUUAGCUUUCCCAAAUAACUCCCUGCCACCUGCCCCUUCCCUCCCCCUGUGAGCGGGAUGGGGCGCUUUUAUAUUUUCCUUUUAAGACAUUACUGUAGAGGCAAAGAAAUCAUAGUAGCAAAUUCAUACAGUUGAUCUGCAUCAGGCUCCCAGCUUUGCUCAUUAGGGGUCACUUAUUGCCUGGCAUGUCAGAUGUACCCAGCUCUUUCCCAUGGUCAAUUUUAAAUAUAUAAUAUAGCUUCUUUCCAAGGC
Gavialis gangeticus (Gharial) is the source of this 2847-nucleotide messenger RNA. It is a transcript of the gene KLHDC10, whose product is annotated as kelch domain containing 10. Lineage: Eukaryota; Metazoa; Chordata; Crocodylia; Gavialidae. Gene Ontology annotation, molecular function: protein binding. The transcript has 10 exons. Gene Ontology annotation, biological process: positive regulation of stress-activated MAPK cascade. Bases 1 to 1302 code for a protein of 433 amino acids. The record is from RefSeq and is a predicted model, not a curated record.